Molecule: messenger RNA, 1978 nt
Organism: Columba livia (rock pigeon)
Lineage: Eukaryota; Metazoa; Chordata; Aves; Columbiformes; Columbidae
Gene: TMEM252
Product: transmembrane protein 252
Exons: 2
Coding region: 136-849 (237 amino acids)
Source: RefSeq, a predicted model, not a curated record
AGUCAGUUUAAGAUUACUAAUUAAUCUCAAAAGAGAUUAUGAGUAUCUUAAAGAGUUAAUGAGUAUCUUAAAACUGCCUGUUUCUCUUAAUUGUCCAAAGGCCACUUGAUCCUGGAGUGUAUAAAAUACCAAUGUAUGAAGAGGAAAAGCCCAGCUGAGGCAGCCAGCAAACAAACAGCAGACAGUGACCAAGUGCUGUGUUUGCCAGGAAAGAUGCCAAAAGCUGUUUUCACCUUCAUUCGUCUGUUUGUGCUCUUACUCGGUUUCUCACUUAUUUGUCUGGGAGUUCUCUGCGUUUCCUCCAGUUCCUCCUGCAGAUGUGGAAAAACUGAGCUGAUGUUUUAUUGCCUGGUAGCUUUGGGGUUAUUUCUCCUUGUGGCUGGCAUUUUCUGGAACACUUCCCAUGAGGUCUUGAAAUGCAGGGUUCUCAGCAGCAUCUUCAUUCAAAAUCCCAGCCAUAGGGAGCUACGUAUCAGCACCAUAGACAGGCCUGACUUCUAUCCCCCCUCCUAUGAAGACAGCACAGAUCCUGAAAAACAGUCUUCUGUGCUGCCGGUUGACUCCACAAUAAAACAGGAAGAAAUCAUCAACAUGCCUCCACCUCCAUAUAGUGAAAGCAGCGCAGAGCUCAUCGGUGAAACUGAUGAGCAGGAACAGCCACCACCUUAUGAAUUAUCUGUGCAGUGGCUACAGCAGCAGCAAACAGCUGACCAACGCUCAAACCUCAGAAGAACAGAGUCAAAUUUUAAUCCAUCCACACAAGAAAAUAGUUACCAACAGGAUACAGACUGCCAGGGAAUCUCAGAAAGAGCAACACCUGUCAGAACAUCUGAGACAGGCAGUGGGUAAAAAUCCUGCAACUGUGAAACAGGGAAAAUUGUAAGAAGACAUGUGUCAGUGAUCCCUGACAGUACAUCACUUAGGGUGGAGCUGCCCAGGAGAAGCACUGAUCAUUUGUGUAUUCGAGCGGAGCUGGAGGGGAUAUGUAUAUAUAUAUAUAUAGGGGUGCUUGGUGUUUCAAACCAGAAUGAAUUUCUGUACAGAUAGAAAUAAUCAGGCUGUAUCUCAUAAAAGUCAGUAUCACUGGAAACAGCAGUUUCUUAUGCUGCCAGAUAAAUAAGCAUCAUGCUGCUAUCAAUCUUAAAUGUCUUGUGCCUCAUAAGGAGUUUUGACUGAAAGUCCUCACUUGUACUUUUGUAACACUAGCUGACUUGGGAAACUUAUUAACUCAGCUUUCGUUUGGAAUUUGUAAAUUAUUUGUUGUAACUGAUUAUUUUUGUAUCAUAUACUUCUGAAGUUACUUGUUUUAUUUUGGGGCACAAAUAGUAGGUAUUUUACUAUUGAAUUAAUGACUAUGUUUUGUAUUUAAAACAAAUGCCAUGUACUUGCCCAUAUGAUACACGGUGUCCGUGAUUCAUGAUAAGUACACAAUACAAUACUCACAAUACAGUUCCAAGUUGCUAAACAGACAGCCCUGGAUAUACCACAGCUUCUCAAAGGGAACUAGAAAUUGCAGGAGGAAAAUCCCUCUCUGACCCACUCCUUUGAGCUGUCUCUAAAAGCAGUUGCUUCCACUGCAGCCUACCUGAGACUUUGGGAACUAAAAAAGGGGUCCCAUAUCCUGUUUCUGACACAAGUGGCCUCACGGUUAGGGAACAUGUACCAGAAGGAGAACAGGCUUGGACUCAUCCUUCCUCUGUUACAUGUUUCCUUCCUUUCAUGGAACAACUGAAGCAAAGUUGCAUCCAGGCCACUGUCAACUGUAAUUCCAGAUGACAACAAAAAUUUUGCUCAGAUUUUGACCUGCAGCCCUGACUAUAGUUGGAGUUUUGCUUUUGGCUGCAGAACCAGUGAGACUGAAAAGUUAUCACACUUUCCAGAUGCCCACAUACCCUAAGAUAACAACUUCAGCAUGUGAAGUGUACAGCAUGGCUGCUUGUGCACUGCAAGUGCAAGCUCUGGUGAUCAUGGUAACAAU